Molecule: messenger RNA, 2125 nt
Organism: Myotis lucifugus (little brown bat)
Lineage: Eukaryota; Metazoa; Chordata; Mammalia; Chiroptera; Vespertilionidae
Gene: NTRK3
Product: neurotrophic receptor tyrosine kinase 3
Exons: 15
Biological process (GO): protein phosphorylation; positive regulation of kinase activity; cellular response to nerve growth factor stimulus
Cellular component (GO): axon; signaling receptor complex; plasma membrane
Molecular function (GO): neurotrophin binding; transmembrane receptor protein tyrosine kinase activity; ATP binding
Source: RefSeq, a predicted model, not a curated record
AAACCUGUCGAGUAACCGGCUCACCACACUCUCUUGGCAGCUCUUCCAGACGCUGAGUCUUCGGGAAUUGAGGUUGGAGCAGAACUUCUUCAACUGCAGCUGUGACAUCCGCUGGAUGCAGCUGUGGCAGGAGCAGGGGGAGGCCAAGCUGAACAGCCAGCACCUCUACUGCAUCAGCGCCGAGGGCUCCCAGCUGCCCCUGUUCCGCAUGAACAUCAGCCAGUGUGACAUCCCGGAGAUCAGUGUGAGCCACGUGAACCUGACCGUGCGGGAGGGCGACAACGCUGUCAUCACGUGCAAUGGCUCUGGCUCGCCCCUGCCCGAUGUGGAUUGGAUGGUCACCGGGCUGCAGUCCAUCAACACCCACCAGACAAACCUGAACUGGACCAACGUGCACGCCAUCAACCUGACGCUGGUCAACGUGACGAGCGAGGACAACGGCUUCUCCCUGACGUGCAUCGCAGAGAACGUGGUGGGCAUGAGCAACGCCAGCGUCGCCCUCACCGUCCACUACCCUCCGCGCGUGGUGAGCCUGGAGGAGCCCGAGCCGCGCCUGGAGCACUGCAUCGAGUUCAUGGUGCGCGGCAACCCGCCGCCAACCCUGCACUGGCUGCACAACGGGCAGCCCCUGCGCGAGUCCAAGAUCAUCCGCGUGGAGUUCUACCAGGAGGGCGAGGUGUCCGAGGGCUGCCUGCUCUUCAACAAGCCCACCCACUACAACAACGGCAACUACACCCUCAUCGCCAAGAACCCGCUGGGCACCGCCAACCAGACCAUCAACGGCCACUUCCUCAAGGAGCCCUUCCCAGAGAGCACGGAUAACUUUGUCUCCAUCUAUGAAGUGAGCCCCACACCGCCUAUCACUGUGACCCACAAGCCAGAGGAAGACACUUUUGGGGUGUCCAUCGCCGUCGGGCUCGCCGCCUUUGCCUGCGUGCUGCUGGUGGUUCUCUUUAUCAUGAUCAACAAGUACGGCCGACGGUCCAAAUUUGGCAUGAAGGGUCCCGUGGCUGUCAUCAGCGGGGAGGAGGACUCGGCCAGCCCGCUGCACCACAUCAACCACGGCAUCACCACGCCCUCGUCGCUGGACGCCGGGCCCGACACGGUGGUCAUCGGCAUGACCCGCAUCCCGGUCAUCGAGAACCCCCAGUACUUCCGUCAGGGGCACAACUGCCACAACCCCGACACAUACGUGCAGCACAUCAAGAGGCGCGACAUCGUGCUGAAGCGGGAACUGGGCGAGGGCGCCUUUGGGAAGGUCUUCCUGGCCGAGUGCUACAACCUCAGCCCGACCAAGGACAAGAUGCUGGUGGCCGUGAAGGCCCUGAAGGACCCCACCCUGGCCGCCCGGAAGGACUUCCAGAGGGAGGCGGAGCUGCUCACCAACCUGCAGCACGAGCACAUCGUCAAGUUCUAUGGCGUGUGCGGCGAUGGGGACCCGCUCAUCAUGGUGUUUGAGUACAUGAAGCACGGAGACCUGAACAAGUUCCUGCGGGCCCACGGGCCAGACGCCAUGAUCCUUGUGGACGGGCAGCCGCGCCAGGCGAAAGGCGAGCUGGGGCUCUCGCAGAUGCUGCACAUCGCCAGCCAGAUCGCCUCGGGCAUGGUCUACCUGGCCUCCCAGCACUUCGUGCACCGGGACCUGGCCACCCGGAACUGCCUGGUGGGGGCCAACCUGCUGGUGAAGAUCGGGGACUUCGGCAUGUCCCGGGACGUCUACAGCACCGACUACUACAGGCUCUUUAAUCCAUCUGGAAAUGAUUUUUGUAUAUGGUGUGAGGUCGGAGGUCACACCAUGCUCCCCAUCCGCUGGAUGCCCCCCGAGAGCAUCAUGUACCGGAAGUUCACCACGGAGAGCGAUGUGUGGAGCUUCGGGGUUAUCCUCUGGGAGAUCUUCACCUAUGGCAAGCAGCCCUGGUUCCAGCUCUCCAACACGGAGGUCAUUGAGUGCAUCACCCAAGGCCGCGUGUUGGAGCGGCCCCGAGUCUGCCCCAAAGAGGUAUACGACGUGAUGCUCGGCUGCUGGCAGCGGGAGCCGCAGCAGCGGCUCAACAUCAAGGAGAUCUACAAAAUCCUCCACGCGCUGGGGAAGGCCACCCCCAUCUACCUGGACAUCCUCGGGUAG